Periconia digitata is the source of this 1693-nucleotide messenger RNA. The record is from the annotation of a GenBank genome assembly. Lineage: Eukaryota; Fungi; Ascomycota; Dothideomycetes; Pleosporales; Periconiaceae.
UGUUGUUGUAAAAUGCCCUGCCGAUUAUUCCCCAUGGGCCCUUGAGCUUCCUUCCUACAUAUCAGAGCAUCUGGACCCAACAUGGCAACUACCAUACAAGUCGACUCGACGAAUAUUCUCCACAAUUUCCACCUUACACCUCAACAUCGCACCAUCAGUCUCUGCUGAUCCGACACUACACAGGACGGAACAAAAUCGAACUGCUGUUAUCAUGGAACCCGACAUAACAAUUCCUGAGGCGCUGCCUCUCGACCAACGAGGAGAAAAAAACGUGAAAUCGUCCACUCCCGGCGGAGAAAACAUGUUCAAGCCUUGGGAAACUGGCAGCGAUGACGUGGGCGCGCUCUCCGACAUUGAAUACAAGACCUGCGAGUGGUGGCAUACCGGAAUCAUCAUGAUCGCGGAAAUAAUAUCCUUGGGGGUUCUCGCUCUUCCUCAAGCCCUCGCCUCAAUCGGUCUCCUACCCGGUAUUCUGCUCAUCGUAGGCCUCGGUCUCAUCACCACAUACACUGGUUAUUUGAUUGGCCAGUUCAAGAUCGCGUACCCAGCUAUGCAGUCUUUCGCUGACUGCGGCGAAUUGAUCGCUGGACGUGUCGGGCGGGAGGUCAUGGCCUUUUGCCAGGUCCUGAUAUUGCUGUUCAUCAUGGCUGCGCACGUUUUGAGCUUUGGCAUUGCCAUGAAUGUCAUGACCGAACAUAGCCAGUGUACUGUUGUGUUCACAACAAUUGGCAUGGUCGUCUCGUUUCUUCUGUGCUUGCCGCGCACGCUCAAAAACGUGAGCUACGUUUCGAUACUAUCAUGCAUCUCCAUCCUCGUAGCCGUGAUAGUAUCCAUGGUAGCCAUCGCGAUCCGAAAGCAAGACAUGGGCAAUGUAGUCGCAGUACAGCCCAAUGUUCCCCUUCUCAAGGGUAUAGGACCAGUUAUGAACAUUGUCUUAGCCUACGCCGGCCAUGUAACGUUCUUCACCCUGACCUCCGAGCUCCGUGAUCCGCGCGAAUUCACCAAGUCCCUCGUUUUCAUGAACUCCUUCGCCAUCUGCUUCUACCUCGUCAUGUCCGUCACCAUCUACUACUAUGCAGGACCCAAUGUAGCCUCUCCUGCACUCGGCUCCGCGCCGCCCCUCGUUGCAAAGAUCGCGUACGGCAUCGCGUUACCCACCAUCGUGGUCGCAGGUGUCAUCAACGGAUCUGUCGCGUGCAAAUAUGUAUACUUUCGCUUGUGGGCCGGCACGGACGUCGUGUAUAGGAACAGCGCGAAGAGCUUGGGGAGCUGGGUCGCAAUUUGCGCUGGAGCAUGGGUAUGUGCGUGGGCGGUUGCGGAGGCGAUUCCCAAUUUCAAUUUGCUGCUCGGGCUUAUUGCUGCGUUGUUUGGGUCAUGGUAUAGUUAUACGUUGCCUCCGGUCCUCUUUCUCUAUCAAUAUCGCGGUCACUUGUUCGACACCAAGACAAGGAGCGCUUUCACGAUAUUGAACAUUUCUAUUUCCCUGCUCGGGCUUGUUAUUUGCAUCAUGGGCAUGUGGUCAUCUAGCGUAGAGCUUUCGCGUGGAUCGGGUGGGCGACCGUUUUCAUGCGCGGCAUGAUAAAUCGUGAUUUCACUUGAGAGGAGAGAAGAGAAAAACCCAAGCCGAAGUGAGGGCGAUUGAAGCCGGCAACGGAACGUCGGAAGCAGUGAUGAAGACGUGCUAUGAUGUGAU